Messenger RNA from Prosopis cineraria, 432 nucleotides. Its product is annotated as cytosolic sulfotransferase 12-like. Gene Ontology annotation, molecular function: sulfotransferase activity. Lineage: Eukaryota; Viridiplantae; Streptophyta; Magnoliopsida; Fabales; Fabaceae. The transcript has 2 exons. The annotation marks the transcript as partial. The record is from RefSeq and is a predicted model, not a curated record.
AUGGCCGCAGAAAACUCUCAGAACUCCAAUGUUCCCAAGUAUCUCCGGAAAGUCGAAUUAACCCAAGAAAACAGCAACUCAUUGCCACCUUACCUUGCGAUACAUUUUGGCAACCACUUACCAUCCAUCAAUAUAAUGGUUUGGCACACCACCAAACAAUUGCAAGGUAUCCUUAAUAGCCAGAAACACUUCAUAGCUCGUGACUCUGACAUAAUUAUUGUUACCCUUCCAAAAUCUGGCACCACUUGGCUCAAAGCCUUAGCCUAUGCGAUUCUGAAUCGCAAGAUCCAUUACCCAAAUCCAAAUCUUCAUAAGAACCAAUGUCACCCUCACCCUCUCGUCACUGCAAACCCUCAUGAUAAAUCCAAAGGAUAUGUUCACAUCACUGUGGCACUUCAUCAGAAAGUUACUACCACAAGCCCAAGAGCCCAG